Scaptodrosophila lebanonensis is the source of this 2356-nucleotide messenger RNA. RefSeq names its product protein distal antenna (gene dan). Gene Ontology annotation, molecular function: DNA binding. Lineage: Eukaryota; Metazoa; Arthropoda; Insecta; Diptera; Drosophilidae. The record is from RefSeq and is a predicted model, not a curated record. The transcript has a single exon. The annotation marks the transcript as partial.
UUAAAGUUGGAUAUUUCCAGCUAUCCUCAUAUAAAUAUUCGUAUGGCCACGAAGGGUAAACGGCCUCUGCGUAACCUUACGCCCAUUGAUAAAAUCCAAGCAAUACAACGAAUCCACGAUGGGGAAUCAAAGGCAUCUGUUGCGAGAGAUAUUGGUGUACCCGAAUCAACAUUGCGCGGAUGGUGUAAAAACGAGGACAAGCUUCGGUUUAUGUCAAGGCAGUCUAUGGCAGACAAACUCUGCGCUGAUGCUUUGUCAGAUAAGCUUGAUGGCACAGGAAUGCUCCUUGCUCCUCCAGAGAAACGUCAACGAUUGGACACAUCCCUGCCACUUAACUUUUCCAACAAAAUAAAGUUUGACGACGUUGCAUUCAAGCGAUCUCCCAUCAAUAGUUUUGACUUCAAUACAAACAAAGGCUUAAGUGACUUGAGCUAUAACUCUGAUUUUGUAGCUUUCAGCGGAACCAGAUCAAUAAAAAAUAAAGUCUUCGGCGCGGACAUAGCUAGAUCCUCCGACCCAUCUCUCGCCGCCAUUAGCCCCCUUUCGAGCCUUACACACCUUUCAGGUCUUAGUGGCAUAUCACAGUCUCCACUAGCCAUUAGUUUCAAUGAGUUGACCUCGAAUCUCAAUUUUCUAGCCCAAAUAAAUCCCAACUUAACAAUGUCUGGGAUCAACACUUUUGGAACGACGACUAAUACAACGCGUUCCGCAAAGACAAAAACACAAUCGCAAGGGCAAAGUCCACGUAGUGAGAGCGGAGAACAAUCUGGACCAUUACUAUCUGUUAAGAAUUGGGCCAAGCAAAAAGACUUACCAACAACACCUGGAGAUGGCAGCUCAAGUCUUAGCAUAAUUGAACAGAGUGAUGCCAAAUGUGGAAAUAUUAAAACACCUAGCCCAUCCCUGGGAUCAUCGAUUAUGAGCGGUGGACCACCGUUAUCAGGUCUGCCGGAAGAACCCCUUCUUUACUGGCUUAAAUCACAACAGACAAUAUUAGAACUCAGCAAUCUCUACCCACCACCAGUUGUAGUGGCAAUUAACAGCCCUCCAAUUCGCUCAUCCACACCGCAGCAUCAUAGUCAUCAAACCAACACAUCACCCUUACCUUCAGCUCCACUAACUCCAUCAUCUACGCCUUCUGGCAGCCUCGAUGAUAAAAAUACUGCAUGGUAUAAUUGGUGUAAGGCGUUUGGGGCUAGCCUGCAUACUCUUAAUCCAAAUGCAGCGAGUCUUGCUGUAUUGCAGGCGAAUUCACACCAGCAACAAGCAUCCUCAUUUUCGAUGGAUGUUCAAAUGGCUGUCAACGAAUCUAAACUUCCAUUCGAAAACAUUCUUUAUUCACACCUAACAAAGGAAUCAGGAACUUCUUCAGCGCACAGCUCACCUCUUAAUGGGCAAAUUGACCAAAGUAAUGCGGAUACCAACGAAGCCCCUAGCAAGCCCGAAGAUCUGUCAGCCAAAUCUAUGAAAUCGUUAAGUCUCAAUACUAGUCCUAUUUCGGUAUCAGAACAAGGUCCAGUUGUGGAUAGUCCUGCUGCAAGCCCCGAGCCAAAUAUAGGAUUGCAUUCUGAAACCGAUGCUGCCACCUCAGAUCUCAACAGUACUCCUGAUAGCGACGGCGAAGAUUGCAAAGACUUGCUAGGUGAUAUAUUUUAUAAAAGAAAUAGAAUUAUUGCAAAUGCGUCAAUACGAAAUGCUGUAACACCUUUAUGUGUUGAUAGGGUUUGUGAAUCAGAUGUAAGCUUCGCUAACGAUAACUAUCAUCACAACAAUAAUAACAUCAGCACUAGUAACAGCAACAACAACAAUUCAAAUAAAACUGAUGAAGAGGAACGGUCAAACAAUUGUUAUAGUCACUCUGAUAUCAAUAGUGAGGACGCGGCGGCUAUAAGACAUGGUGAAAAGUUCCUUCGGUGGCUAGAAAAUUGCAGCAAUCCACGUGUGACUGCAGUUCAGUUAAUGCAGUUAAGGUUUCUUAUUGCUGCUAUAAAAACAAAUUCCGAACAAAGCCUGGAUAAAAACACUUUCAUCGCCUCGAAAAUGAUGGGAUUGUGCCAUUCAGAAAGCCAUAAUUCUCAGGAGGAGACUAUUAGAAAUAAAACACGUCGUCGUAAAUAGGAACAACCUAAAUUGGUAUCUACGGAGCCAGUUGCGGAUACUGCAUAUAAAAGCCAACAAAAAAGCCAAAACUCAACUCUCCAUGCCCUUAAGUUAACUGGGAAAGAAAUGGAACGGGUAACAAUCUAGACUUUUCGACACACAGAAGAACUCUACUGAAUACCAUUAUUGUUGACUUUGCUCCACUUGCUGUCAUUUUCGCAAUACGGAUUCGUACACCGCGACCAAAAAGAUAAUU